CCAAGAUGGAAUUUCAAUUUGAAGACAGAAAAUUAUCUGCUUCAAAUUUUUUGGACGUUCCAAUUUUAGUUCCGGAGAAGAGCAGCAGAGCGAGCAAGCGAGCCGACGGAGGACGGACGGCACGGCAAUGGGGUUGCACAGUUAUUUUGGCGGGGCGACCAUACAAACCCUAAAGAUGGCGGCAGUUCCGGCGUCUGCCUCUUAUUCUCGCUUCGUCUUCAGCCCUAUUUCCAGAAACCUAGUAGCGCUGGAUUCAUUUCCCCGCCAUUCUCCAUCACCUCCUUUUCCAUUGCUGGCUCGAGCUCUUUCAAUGGCCGCGGCAGUCCAAACAACUCCACCGAGCAGUGAAGACAUAGGAACUGCAACCGGUUCAGUAGGGAAGCCGCAGUGGAAGGCUGCAAUCGACUUCAAGUGGAUAAGGGAUAACAGAGAGGCCGUUGCUGAGAACAUUAGGAAGAGGAAAUCCAAGGCCAGCUUGGAGCUUGUGCUCGAGCUGUACGAGAAAAUGUUAGCUGUCCAAAAGGAAGUUGAAAGGCUUCGUGGGGAAAGGAAUGCUGUGGCAAACAUGAUGAAGGGAAAGCUAGAGCCAUCAGAACGUCAAAAGUUCAUAGAGAAAGUAUUAAAUCAUUCUGCUUCAGGAAAGAAUUUGAAGGAAGCACUCGCUAGUUUUGAAGAAGACCUGGUUAAGCUGAGUGACGAGCUUCAACAAGAAGCUCAAUCGAUACCUAACAUGACCCAUCCGGACGUUCCGAUUGGAGGCGAGGAUUCCUCAGCUGUCAGAAAAAAGGUUGGCAGUCCACGUGAAUUCAGCUUCUCUGUGAAGGACCAUCUUCAACUUGGGAAAGAGCUUGAUUUAUUUGAUUUCGAUGCCGCAGCAGAGGUCAGUGGAUCAAAGUUCUAUUAUCUGAAGAAUGAAGCAGUUUUGCUAGAAAUGGCCCUGGUCAAUUGGACACUUUCCCAAGUGAUGCAAAAAGGAUUUACUCCAUUGAUAACCCCAGAAAUUGUGAGGUCAUCUAUUGUUGAAAAGUGUGGCUUUCAGCCUCGUGGCGAUAAUACCCAGGUAUACUCGAUUGAGGGUAGUGAUCAAUGCCUCAUUGGCACAGCAGAGAUUCCUGUGGGAGGAGUUCAUAUGGAUUCUAUUCUUGCUGAAACAGUGUUGCCUUUGAAGUAUGCUGCAUUUUCCCAUUGCUUCCGCACAGAGGCCGGUGCUGCUGGACUAGCAACAAGAGGUCUUUACCGAGUGCAUCAAUUCAGUAAAGUGGAGAUGUUUGUUCUAUGUCGACCUGACGAAAGUGAUACAUACCAUGAGGAGCUCAUUACAAUUGAAGAAGACCUCUUCUCUUCACUGGGUUUGCACUAUAAAACUUUGGAUAUGGCCUCUGAAGACUUAGGUGCACCUGCUUACCGUAAAUUUGAUGUGGAAGCAUGGAUGCCUGGUUUAGGGCGGUAUGGUGAGAUAUCAAGUGCAUCAAAUUGCACCGACUACCAAAGUCGCCGGCUAGGGAUUCGAUACCGGCCAGCAGAACUGGCAGCAUCCACAAACCCUAAGAAGGGUGGUAAAGGCAACCUUGCUCCGACAAAGUUCGUACAUACUUUGAAUGCUACUGCUUGUGCCGUACCCCGUAUGAUGAUAUGUUUACUGGAAAACAACCAACAAGAGGACGGGAGUGUCAUUAUCCCAGAGCCACUGCGGCCAUUCAUGGGUGGAAUGGAGGUUCUAUUGGCCAAGCACCACACUGGUUAGCUACCCGUAGAAACAAUCUUAUGGCAGAAAUUCUGCACAAGUCAUUGCGGUGAGAAAUAGUACAGGGGUUGAAAUCUGAGCUGGCAUGCCUUCGAGAUUGACCCCUAGGGUCUAUGCUUUGCUGGAGUUUUAUAUAAAGCGAUUCCAACAAGAAAGUUUUAUACUCUAAGUAACUCGUACUGAUAUAACUCUUAAGAACUGCAAGAAAUAUCACUUGGAUUUUUAGGGAGAGGUUAGCAGUAAUAUGCAUCUGCUGGCCUAUGAAUUUAUAAAUUAGAGGAUGUUGGUCUACAUAUUUGGAUUUCGACAAAUG
Molecule: messenger RNA, 2057 nt
Organism: Linum tenue
Lineage: Eukaryota; Viridiplantae; Streptophyta; Magnoliopsida; Malpighiales; Linaceae
Source: the annotation of a GenBank genome assembly